CGUGCAUCGACUGCUACGCUGACCCGAGGCGCGGGUAGGCAACUACAGCGACGUCGAUGGAAGCGAAACUGGUGGCGCUGCAGCGGCAGUCGCUUCAGCAGAACGCAGUCCGGCAUUCGUUUUCCACCGCCAUAGCGUCGAGGUUCUUCGUGGACGGCAGUUUAGCAAGGCGGCAGCGGCUCAUGGAGAGCUCCCACCGACGACAAGAGCGUCUGCGUGACAAGACACAGAUUGAGCAGCGCAAAGGCGAGUGGUUACGCAGGACGUACGAGGAAAAGAAGCAGCUUGAGGACAAGAAACGAGAGCGGGAUCUGGAUCGGUCCCGUCGACGAUUGCACAACGCAAGCGCCUCCCGCAUCCAGCGAACCUGGCGUAGGUCGUAUCACAAACGACUGUACUGGCGGCUGCUAAACCACGCCGCCGCCCUCAUCCAAGUGGCCAUGCGGGACUAUACGCUCCACCAACACGCGAUACGGUUUCAGAGCGCGGUUACCCUGCAGCGGUGGUGGCACCUCGUUUUCUUUCGGCGACAGCGCCGGAUUGCACAAGACCGCAUUUUGAAUGGCAUGUAUCACCACGUGCUACAACGGCGGGGUCGGCGUUUUCGUCUCCAGUUGGCCGCGGCGCUGAUUAUUCAGCGAACGUGGAUGCGGUACUGGCACGGGAUCAAGGCCGCCGCCGCCGCCACGAUACAGCGAUGCGCAAGGCGUCGCCAGCGGAAGCGGCAGAUGAAACGACUAGCCAGCAUCCACCUGCAUCUUCAAACGAUCGAGCGGAUGGAUGCUAGCGCACGAGUUCUUCAGCGGAACAUGGCUCUAUGGGCAGUCACAGCGCGGCUGGUGUCGGAUGCUGUCUUUCAACGAGUCCUUCAGUUGACAAAACAGCCGAAGGGCCACAGUGUCGUGACCGACGACGUGCCCCACGAAGGGCUCGCGAAGGCAGCCGCCGACGAAGUCAAGUUGCAGCGACUGAAAGCCACACUGCUGCGAGAUAUUGACGACCUGCGACGUGUGCGAGUGCCCAAGGCGACCCAGCAGCGCAACGACGAACAGGAGAGCUUGCGGCGGCUCAAAGCGCUGGAGAGCCAGCGGCUGGCCAAGGACAAGGAGCGCGAGGUCGAACGACUACGGCAAGUGGAGGACCACACCAGGCGUGAAAUUCGGUGGGAGUUGGAGAAGCAGCUGGACCACCAACGCCGAGUAAAGAUGAAGCAGGGCAAGGUGCAUCGAGACAGUAACAACGCAGGAGGAGGGGCAAGUGGUACGAAGGGGCGAAUAGACUGUCGCGUAGAAGUCGAGUAAAGGGCGGCUAUGUCUGUCCCAAACACUCGCUUAACUUAUUCAAGGACGAUCAUAUAGGGCCUUUUGUCUGGA
This is a messenger RNA of Aphanomyces astaci, 1373 nucleotides long. RefSeq lists its product as hypothetical. Lineage: Eukaryota; Oomycota; Saprolegniomycetes; Saprolegniales; Verrucalvaceae. The coding region runs from base 57 to 1301 and encodes 414 amino acids. The record is from RefSeq and is a predicted model, not a curated record. The transcript has a single exon.